Messenger RNA from Enterobius vermicularis (human pinworm), 378 nucleotides. The record is from the annotation of a GenBank genome assembly. NCBI's taxonomy places the organism in Eukaryota, Metazoa, Nematoda, Chromadorea, Rhabditida, Oxyuridae.
AUGGACUUUAAACUGCUACUGUUGAUCAUACAAAUUUCAUUUAUUGAAUCGUACCUCUGCGGGUGUGGUUCUUGUCGAGGAGUCAAUGGUAAAGCCUGUGCCAGAUGCUGUACAGGAUACGUCAAAAGAAGUCAUGUCAAUCUGCCUUGGAAAAUUUGGGAAAGUCCACAAUUAAAUGACCGUAUAGCUUCCUCCACGGAAUAUGACGGUUAUUGGGAACCUGCAUACGCCGAUCCAAACUUCAAAAGCGAAAAAACCGUACAGCAAUUGCCUCGAUACUAUCGCAACUGGUGGAGUUACUCUACAUUACGAGAAAAAAGAAUCCAAAAAUCGCUGAUCGAAAUUCUCGGCCUUCGUCGAACGUAUGAUGACUACUAG